UCAGCGCGAGCAGGCGACGGAAUGCGCGCGCUGGGGUAGUAACUGAAUUUCAGUGUGACAGAGUGGCAAGCAAAACCGCUAGAUUUUGUGAAUACAGAGUAUCCGAUCAGGACCAGUUCUACCGUCUUCAAAAUUAACUCAGUUACUUUCAGACAAAGUUUAAUUUAAGUUGACACCCGGAGAUAUCUUCAGAACAUCGUGCCAAACGUAUUUCUACAUCUAUGAAUAAACUUAAACGGUGGAGGGCAUCAGAUCUUAUUCAAUUCAGUAUGGAAUUUGAUUAAAACCACUGAAGUUUGGAUAUAGGUGGCUUGGACAGAUAAUGGUAACCACAUUAUAUUUGUGACAAUCAAAUCCAGUGUUGACGCGUCGAAGUGUAUCAAGGAGAUACAAAGUGACGGAAAAUUGGACAAAUACUUAAUCUUCAUCUCGAAUCUUCACAUUUCAAGUAGAGUUUUAGUUCAGGACAACUGAACGGGGUGAGCUUUACUGGUAUUUUCUUAUAGAUGAAAGCCACAUAGUACUAUGCGCGCACGAACUUGACAUGGCAUAAUGGAAAGCUAGAAUAUUGGGAGUGCCAAAUACUGGGAAUGCCUUAUUACUAGUAAGUUUCUAGCAUCUUUGAAUUUGAAUUGAAACGGAAAUUGGCAAUUUGUCACACAUUUGUGAAAAAAAAUAUUAUAAUUUAAAAGCUGUUUUCUUCCUGUCAUCGCCCCAGGCACCUUCGUGGUGGAGAAAUGGGAUGACAGGGGGCAGCUGAGGUGAGACUGAUAAGGACAAUGAUCGUGCCCGGCGUUGGCAUCCCGCUCCCGGAGCGUCUGUUGCUGAUGUUGGUCCUGCUGUCUGUCUCUGAGUCGAGGCUCACUCAAGCUUGCCCUGGGCUCAUCACUAGUGGCUGCAGCUGUACCGAUGACCGCUCCAAAGCCCACUCCACUCAGACUGUUCGGAAAAGAGUCCGCUGCGGUAACGAAGAACUUUCUGAAACUCCAGAGUCCGGUCUGCUACCGAACCAGACCGUUACUUUAAUUUUGAGCAACAAUCGCAUCAGGGUUCUGAGAAAUGGAUCCUUUGUUGGACUCUAUGCCCUGGAGAAACUAGACCUCAGGAGCAACCUCAUCAGCACCAUCAUGCCUGGAGCCUUCCAAAGUUUAUCUGCUCUUCGGAAGCUUGACCUGUCCAACAACCGCAUCGGCUGCUUGACUCCCGACAUGUUCCAGGGACUCACCAACCUCACCAAACUGAACCUCUCUGGAAACAUCUUAUCUACCUUGGACUCGGGGGUCUUUCAGGAGCUCCACUCUCUUAAGCAAGUGAACUUCAACUCUGACUUCCUGUCAUGUGACUGUGGGCUGCGCUGGGUGCCAGGUUACUUUCCUACCAGUACAGCGUGGCUGGGGGACGAGACCGUCUGUGCCUAUCCCAAAAGCCUCCAUGGAAAGCCUCUGCGUGGACUGAGGGAAAGUCAGCUGAGCUGUGAUGGGCCUCUGGAGCUGCACACCCUGUCUCUCCUGCCCUCCCAGCGCCAGGUGGUCUUCAAGGGGGACCGAAUGCCCUUCCACUGCACUGCCGCCCUGGUGGACAAAAUCACUGCGAUGCACUGGCGCCACAACGGCCAGCUGGUGACCUCUGACCCUGAACAGGGUGUCAGUCUGGAGGCCAGCGUGGUGCAUGACUGCACCUUCAUCACCAGUGAGCUCAUCCUGUCCAACGUGCAUGUGGAGGCCAGUGGAGAGUGGGAGUGUGUGGUGGCCACUGGGCGGGGCAACACUUCCCGCAGUGUGGAGAUAGUGGUGCUGGAGAACAGCGCCUCCUUCUGUCUGGAGGAGAGAGUCACUAACAACCGGGGAGAGUUCAAGUGGCAGAAGACCCUGGCAGGUAUCACCUCCUACCAGUUCUGUCUCCAGCUGCGCUACCCCUCCCUGUCCAUGGGGGGUGGUGUAGUGCAGAAGCAGGCAUCACGCUACUGUGACCGCUCAGGGAGCUGGGAGGAGGGAGACUAUGAUAACUGUCUCUACACUAACGACAUCACACGGGUCCUACACACCUUCAUCCUGAUGCCCAUCAAUGCCUCUAAUGCGGCCACUCUGGCACGUCAGGUGCGUACCUACACUGUGGAGGCAUCUGGUUUCACUGACACCAUGGACGUGAUGUACGUGGCCCAGAUGAUGGAGAAAUUCAUGGAAUAUAUCCGACCACUGAGAGAGCUGUCAGAGAUGCUGGUGGACAUGGGCAGUAACCUGAUGCAGGUGGAUGAUCAGAUCCUGGCCCAUGCCCAGAGAGAGAAGAGAGCCUGCAGCUCCAUAGUCCACUCUCUGGAGACCCUGGCCUGGCCCCAGCUACACAGCCAUGCCCAGGACCUCUCCAUGAUCUCCAGGAACAUUGUGAUGGAGGCCCACCUUAUCCGUCCGGCCCACUUCACUGGAAUGAGCUGCACAGCCUACCAACGCAGGGAGACGUUGUUAGGCAACCUGGGCAUGGAGGGGGCAGAGCCCACCCACGAACAGCAGCUCCGCUUCCGCUGCACCACUGGCACCCACAACACCUCCCUAAACAACUUCCCCAUGAAGAAUGCUGUAGCCCUGGCCUCUGUGGUUCUUCCUGCCUCUCUGUUCCCCCCGGACGCCCCGUCAGACUGUAAGCUCCAGUUUGUGGCGUUCCGUACAGGGAGGUUCUUCCCUUUCUCUGGGAACUCCAACGGUCCUGGAGAGCACGUCCGCAGACACAGUAUCAACAGCCCAGUGGUCUACGUAGGCUUGGACGGGUGCAGUCUGUGGAACCACUCGGAGGCUAUCCUGGUGUCCCUGCGUCACUUGACCCCAGGCAGCGAGCCGGUGGCGGCCCACUGGAGCUUACAGGCACUGCUGCAGAAGCAGGGGGGGUGGAGCCAGGAGGGCUGCCAACUAGCCCACACGGACUCUGCCACCUCCACCCUGCGCUGCUCUGUACUCAGCAACUACGCUGUGUUGCAGGAGGUUCCUGACUUCCCCCACUCCCCACCCAUGUCAGUGAGGGUGCUCCACCCUGUGGUUUACACCUGUACUGCAAUCCUCCUCCUCUGCCUCUUCACCAUCAUCAUCACACACAUACUACACCACAGUUCUAUAAAUAUAUCCAGAAAGAGCUGGCACACCUUACUCAAUACCUGCUUCCACAUCGCUAUGACCACAGCUGUGUACACAGGAGGCAUCACCCUGACCAGCUACCCAAUGGUGUGCCAGGCAGUGGGCAUCGCUCUACACUACUCCUCCUUGUCUACUCUGCUGUGGAUCGGUGUCAGCGCCAGAGUCCUCUACAAAGAGUCUGUCUGGAGGAUACCACGGCAACCAGAGGGAGAGUCUACUGUUCCCCCUACUCAGCGGCCUAUGCUCAGGUUCUAUCUAAUAGCUGGUGGUGUUCCUCUCAUCGUAUGUGGCAUCACAGCAGCUGUCAACGUCAACAACUAUGGGGACAACAAUCCUUACUGCUGGUUGGUGUGGCGGCCCAGUUUGGGGGCCUUCUUUGUCCCCGCAGGCUUGGCGGUAUUGGUGACCUGGAUCUAUUUCCUGUGCACUGUGUUUCGCCUGAGGCACCGGGUGUCCAAAGAGUGCCCAAGAUUCUCCCUGUCCUCCCCUGUGCCUGAGAGCCAGCCAGCCCUGGGUGGCAGCACCAGCCUCCUGUCCACAGACUCUGUGGUGGGGACCAUACAUGCUGCGUUGACCCCAAAGGACCAGUACACCCUGAAAGUGCAGUUCCUGGUGCUGGUAGCCACCCACUUCCUGUUCCUGGCCCUGUGGAGCUGUGGAGCCAUGGCCAUGUGGCUGACAGGGCGCAGCAGCCUAUUGUUCAGCUGUCUCUAUGGAGUAGCUGUCACCGUGUUGGGGGUGUUCCUGGUGGUCCACCACUGCUUCCGACGCCUGGACGUGCAGGCCUCCUGGCUAAGGUGUUGUCCAGGAAAUCGGCUCUCCCAGCCCAUACCAGUCUACACGCACACCUGCACCACUGCGAGUGGGGUGCAGACCACCUCUGAACAGGGAUCCCAGAUCUUCAUUGGCUGCCAUCCUCCAGGGGAUCCCCACAACACCUCAUCAGCCAGGUCCUCCUCCACCCCCAGUGGGAUCAGCAGUGUGGGCCCUGGGCCCUGUAAACUUACCAACCUGCUGCAGGUGGCACAAGAAAAUACCAACAAUGCCACUCGUGCCUCAGCAGGCAUCAACACCAGCACCAGUACAGACAAUAACAACAAGCAAGCUAACAACCUGCUGCCCACACUAGGCUCUGUAGCCCCUGUCCAGCCUCAGAGGAGGAAGGUCAGUGGCAGAACUAAACAAGGGAGCAGUCAGUAUCACCACCGAGGUGAAGGCAGAGGUCACUACCGUCUCAAAGCCAUGAGGACUGGUGGGGGAGGGGGCAGUAUGGGAGCACUGGGACCUACAGGUAUAGAGCAGCACAACACUGCCCAUCCAGCCCACAAACAGGCCACUAGUGAGAAUGGCAGUCUCCAUCACAGCCACUCUGAAAGCCCAGCCAGCCCGCUAACCAACGGUAAUGGUAGGAGAGUGGGGGGGACAGUGACCACCAGCCCCUCAGAGGGUAGCGACGGGGGCAGCAGUGGCAGCCGUAAGCCCUUCCCUCUGCUCCCCUCUGUGGCCAGCAGGGUGGCCAUGCAAGGUAAUAGGUGCAGCGCCAGCCGAGACAAUCUGAAACUGGCAGUGGCUGCAGAGCGGGAAGCUAAGCGCUGCUCCUACCCUCUGAACAGUAUCACUACCACUGUGCCAGGGGCUGCGCCUAACGGCAUCAUCAAGAGCUCUGUGAUAGAGAUGGAAUUGGACACAAGUUGUACAGACCAUUCCCAGAGCUCUGUGGGCAUGAAAAGUAUGUGGAAGAGUGAAACUACAGUGUGACACUCACUCUCUCCCAGCAAAUGUCCACAGUGGACCCUGGCAAUAUUUGAUAUGACUGCUGUUGUUGUAGUGUCCUACACCUAUAGAGACAAAUCCUGAUCUGAGAUCCAUGUGUGUAAUUACCCAGCUAGCAUAUAACGUUCUGAGAACCAUAUGUUUCUUAUAGAGCUUGGUGAGAGCAUGGUUGUCCUAUGGUUAUUUUGUAUAAAACCUUCCCACAACUUUCUGCAAAUGGUGCAGGAUAGUUGCUUGUCUUUGGAACAUUCUCAGCACAUUCAAGGAGCUUGACCAAAAAAAGGUUAUUUUCUUUGUAUUUCAUUACUUUAAGAGAACUUUCAAACAUGGUUACAUUUAAUAAAAAUGUUAGUAAUGUUCUAGAAACAUUCUCCAACUGGUUUGACAUUUGGAAUGUUCUCAAAUAGUUCAGAGAACUUUAAGAAACAAUGUUCUUCUGUGGGAAUUUCAGUACUUGAGCAUAAUGUUUCCUACAGGUUUCGAAUAAAACAUAAUUAAAUCUAAAUGUAUUUGUCACAUGCUUUGUAAACAACAGGUGUAGACUAACAAUGAAAUGCUUACUUACGGGUCCUUUUUCAACAAUACAGAGUUAAAGAUAAAGAUAGAAAAUCAAAAUAGUGUCAUGGUUAUAUUUAAGGUCAUGUUCUCAAAUUGUUCCAAGAACGUUAGGAAACAACGUUCUUCUCUGGGAAUGUCAUUACCAUAGAAUAACGUUUUCUACAGGCUUCUUCAAGGUUCUAAUUAAAGUAAUGUUCACAAAUUGUUCCGAGAAUAUUAACUUUCCAUAAAAAAACACAAGAAAACUUUAGUAACGUUCAGAAGAAGUUUUAAGAAUGUUAUUUAAAAACAUAUAUUUCCAUCCAUCCGCAUCAAUGAAACUCUUUCUAUCCUUUAUCUUGUAUCUUGUGUGUUCAGGUGUGUUGGCCUUGCCCACUAAUUGGCCAUACCCGAGUGCUUCUUUCCCUGUAAAACGGGGUCCGUUUGAAUAGACUAAAAUUAAAAGCUUUGUACUCGUAAAAAAAAACAUGGCAUGCUGGCUCCAUCCGGGUGGCGCAGUGGACUAAUUCCAUGAAUAGAGAACGUAAGAUUAUAGGUUUGAAUCUCACUGAUGCAUCACAAUUGCAUGAUUAAUUCCUAAGGAAAUUAAUUUCCAUGUGUCCUAUCUGUGCUUGGAGUUCAAUAAAGUUGACUCAAAAUAA
Molecule: messenger RNA, 6094 nt
Organism: Oncorhynchus keta (chum salmon)
Lineage: Eukaryota; Metazoa; Chordata; Actinopteri; Salmoniformes; Salmonidae
Product: adhesion G protein-coupled receptor A2-like
Exons: 19
Coding region: 780-4880 (1366 amino acids)
Biological process (GO): central nervous system development; sprouting angiogenesis; positive regulation of canonical Wnt signaling pathway
Cellular component (GO): plasma membrane; Wnt signalosome
Molecular function (GO): G protein-coupled receptor activity; protein binding
Source: RefSeq, a predicted model, not a curated record